AUGAUUUUCAGGAUUCAGACAAUUAGGGUUUUUCGGGGUUUCAUCAACACUGCACCGUUUCUUCGCCACCAACGUUUCCUAUUUUAGGGUUAAACUACAUUGAAGUGAAGUUGGGAAUCAAGGUCUAAGGCUAAAACCUUAGUAAAUGGAGCUGUCUCCGACGCUUGGGAAACGAAAACUACCUGAAGAAAAUUCGGAGGUUUCAGAGGCCUCCAAGCAAGAGAUUCCCUCGAAGCGGCGCAAUUUGGCACGGACAUGUGUGCACGAGGUUGCUGUUCCGAGUGGGUAUACUUCCAGUAAAGAUGAGUCCAUUCAUGGGACACUUUCGAAUCCUGUUUAUAAUGGUGAGAUGGCAAAAACCUAUCUGUUUAAUCUCGAUCCAUUUCAGCAAGUUUCGGUGGCAUGUUUGGAACGAAAUGAGUCGGUUUUGGUUUCUGCUCAUACAUCGGCGGGCAAGACCGCUGUUGCUGAGUAUGCAAUUGCGAUGGCUUUUAGAGAUAAGCAAAGAGUUAUAUAUACUUCGCCGUUGAAAGCUUUGAGCAAUCAGAAGUACAGAGAGCUAAGCCAGGAGUUCUCUGAUGUUGGAUUGAUGACUGGUGAUGUUACCCUCUCACCAAACGCAAGUUGUCUGGUCAUGACAACGGAGAUUCUUAGGGGAAUGCUUUACAGAGGUUCUGAGGUAUUAAAAGAAGUUUCUUGGGUUAUAUUUGACGAAAUACAUUAUAUGAAGGAUCGAGAAAGAGGGGUUGUUUGGGAGGAGAGUAUUAUAUUCUUGCCACCAGCUAUAAAGAUGAUUUUCCUUUCGGCCACAAUGUCGAAUGCUACUGAGUUUGCAGAAUGGAUAUGUAAUUUGCAUAAACAACCAUGUCACGUGGUGUACACAGAUUUUCGACCAACUCCCUUACAGCAUUAUGUGUUUCCUAUGGGUGGAUUGGGAUUGUAUCUUGUUGUGGAUGAGAACGAACAGUUUAGGGAGGAUAAUUUCGUAAAACUGCAGGAUACUUUCUCGAAGCAGAAGCAGGGUGAUGGAAACAAGAGUGCGAACGCCAAACCGAGUGGCAGAAUCGCAAAAGGUGGGACUGCUUCUGGAGGUUCUGACAUAUACAAAAUUGUCAAGAUGAUUAUGGAACGAAAAUUUCAACCAGUUAUAAUAUUCAGCUUCAGUAGAAGAGAGUGCGAACAACAUGCAAUGUCCAUGUCCAAACUUGAUUUUAAUACAAAGGAGGAAAAAGAUGUUGUGGAGCAGGUUUUCCAGAAUGCAAUUCUCUGCUUAAAUGAGGAAGACAGAAACUUGCCUGCUAUUGAACUGAUGUUGCCACUGCUUCAGCGAGGCAUUGCUGUUCAUCAUUCUGGACUUCUUCCUAUUAUCAAGGAAUUGGUAGAACUUCUCUUCCAAGAAGGUCUUGUAAAGGCCCUUUUUGCAACAGAGACGUUUGCUAUGGGGUUAAACAUGCCUGCAAAAACAGUUGUUUUUACUAGUGUCAAGAAGUGGGACGGUGACAGUCAUCGUUACAUUGGAUCUGGUGAGUAUAUACAGAUGAGUGGAAGAGCUGGGCGUCGCGGGAAAGAUGAGCGUGGUAUUUGUAUUAUAAUGAUUGAUGAGCAGAUGGAGAUGAAUACCCUCAAGGACAUGGUAUUGGGUAAACCAGCUCCACUGGUCAGUACUUUCAGACUGAGCUACUACUCCAUUUUGAAUUUAAUGAGCCGCGCUGAAGGCCAAUUCACUGCUGAGCAUGUUAUCAAGAAUUCCUUUCACCAAUUUCAGUAUGAAAAGGCUUUACCUGAUAUAGGGAAAAAGGUCUCAAAGCUAGAGGAGGAGGUUGCCAUGCUUGAUGCCUCAGGGGAGGCCGAAGUUGCUGAAUAUCAUAAGCUAAAGCUUGAUAUUGUCCAGCUUGAGAAGAAGAUGAUGGCAGAAAUGACAAGGCCUGAAAGAGUGCUUUAUUUUCUUCUACCCGGAAGGCUGGUUAAGGUACGGGAAGGCGGAACAGAUUGGGGUUGGGGAGUGGUAGUCAAUGUGGUAAAAAAGCCCCCGGCAGCAUUAGGUAGUUUGCCCCCUGCACUGUCAUCUUCACGUGGUAGCAGCUAUAUAGUUGACACUUUGCUUCAUUGCUCUCUUGGUUCAAGUGAAAAUGGUUCUCGACCAAAACCAUGUCCACCUCGUCCUGGAGAAAAGGGUGAAAUGCACGUGGUUCCUGUUCAGCUGCCUUUAAUUGCUGCUCUUAGCAAACUCAGAAUAUCUGUUCCCUCUGAUCUCCGGCCGGUGGAAGCAAGGCAAAGUAUCCUUAUUGCAGUACAGGAGCUUGGGAAACGGUUCCCUCAAGGCCUUCCAAAGCUUAAUCCUGUCAAGGACAUGGGCAUUGGAGAGCCGGAAUACGUUGAGUUGGUCAAUCAAAUUGGGGAACUUGAGCAGAAACUGGUAGCGCACCCGCUGCACAAGUCUCAAGAUGACCAUCAGAUUAGAUGUUUCCAGAGGAAAGCGGAGGUGAAUCAUGAAAUUCAACAGCUAAAAUCAAAACUGCGUGAUUCCCAGCUUCAAAAAUUUCGUGAUGAACUUAGGAACCGUUCACGUGUUCUGAAAAAGCUUGGCCACAUUGAUUCUGAUGGUGUUGUCCAGUUAAAGGGACGAGCAGCCUGCUUGAUAGACACAGGAGAUGAACUCCUUGUUACUGAGUUGAUGUUCAACGGCACGUUCAACGACCUUGAUCAUCAUCAAAUUGCGGCUCUUGCAAGUUGCUUCAUUCCAGGAGACAAAUCAAAUGAGCAAAUACAUUUGAGAGCAGAACUUGCUAGACCAUUACAACAGCUCCAAGAUAGUGCAAGAAGAAUAGCAGAGAUACAACAUGAAUGCAAGUUGGAAGUAAAUGUGGAUGAGUAUGUGGAGGCAGCAGUUAGACCAUCCCUGAUGGAUGUCAUAUACUGUUGGUCAAAGGGAGCAUCUUUUGCGGAGGUUGUUCAGAUGACUGAUAUUUUUGAAGGGAGUAUUAUACGGCUAGCCAGAAGGCUUGAUGAGUUUCUGAACCAGCUGCGUGCAGCUGCUAGUGCUGUUGGAGAAGCUGGUUUGGAGAACAAAUUUGCCGCCGGCAGCGAAAGUCUCCGCCGAGGUAUUAUGUUUGCCAAUUCCCUGUACCUAUGAAGUGUAUUCUGGAGGAUCGUGAUGUAUGUAAUUCUGCCAUCGGAGUAGUCAUUUGUCAUUGCAAAUUCAGGUCAGCAUCUUAGAUAUGUUUAAUGUGAUGAGCUAAUAUAGUUUUUCUUCUUCUUUUUUUUUUUUUUUUUUUUUUUUUUUACGUUUUCUGAUAGUAUAAUUUUUUUAAAGCAGUGUAGCUGUUGGAAUUUAUCUUUUUUGAUUGUUGAUCCGUUCUUGUAUGAGUGCAAAAAACAUUGUGGGAAAAAGAAAAAAAAGGAGAGAAAUGAAAGAAUCAUGGACUUUCCACAAAGUAAUAUAACUUUUUUAUUCUUUUUUUUUUGUCAUUGACCAUUAAUGCGAUACAAGUCCUCAAUGUGGUUUUUUCCAGUUAUAUUUAUAUAUUAACCAUAAAGUUGAGAUAUAUUGAUGUAAUUGGCUUGAGGAAACAUGGUGGUCCCAGUUCCCUCAUAGACACUCUGCAACUUCCUAGUUGAUCCGGACCAUGUAGACUUGAACUUUCCACCUUUCCUUUUGAAUACUAGACCACAUGCCUUGAUGGUCAUGUCAUUUUGUGGUUAAGAUAAGGGAUGAACAUUAUUUACUUAAAUCUAGAUAUUUGGAUUGCCCUAUUAUCCUUUACAUUAUUUUUCUAAAUGUACACAUUUGAAACUAGUGUAUGAAAAUAGCAACGUACCAUUUGAUCCUUGUUUCUUUGAAUCUUGAUAUCUGCACUGCCCAAUAUGAUAAAUACUCAUGUAGACAUCAUGGUAGAAUAGAAAAUAUUUGCCAGAGGUUGAUGGGGGUAGGUGCUCAUUUUUUUUUUGAAAAUAGGGUAGGUGCUCAUUGUUAGUGAGUCGUUUUUGUAUUGCGAUCCUCGUCUUUUUAAAAAUGAAAACAAGUAAAAUUUGCUUUAUUAUAGAAGAAGUAAAAUUUGGUCAACAAGUCUGCCGGAAAGAAAUGUCGUCGUUGAGAACAAGCAUCAAAUUUUAGGGGAGAUCAAAAUAAUAAAUACUAAAUUGUUUACCAUUGUGUAAUUUGUCCAUACUUCAGAAGAGAUUAGUGUAACUAGGGGAGGCAAUUGGGUGGGGUUUGGGCGGGUCAGUAUCCCAUUGCUAGUCCAUUUAUGACGAGUCAUAAACGGGUUGGGUAUUAAGAAGGCGAGUCAACCCACACUCAACCCGAUGGCUCGAAUAUUUUUAGACACAAAUUGUCAAAAUAAAAAGAGGAAUAAAAAGUGUUGUUUUAGAAGAAGCUUUGAUUAAUUUGUGGUAAGAGUUUUAACUAGCUAGUGGUCAUUUAUGAGCAUGAAUUGAAUUUUCAGUUUUUUUGUACUGUGUAAAGUACAAUUUGAAGGACAGUAGGCGGAGAGAGAGUUAACACAGCGUAAAAAGAAGAUAAUAAGAGAAACAGAAAGAGAGAAUACGGAGGGGAGAGAGAAAAGAGAGAGGGAGUAGAGGGAAAAGGAAGAGAGAGAAGAAAGAAAGAGAGUGUGAAAAUAGAGAGGGAAAGUAGAGAGAUACACAGAGAGAGAGACGGAGGGGAGUGAAAAUACAGAGGGAAAGUAGAGAGAGUGAAUAUUUUGGAUGGUAGCAGCGAAGCUUUUCUUUUCUGUGUUUUUUUUUUGGGAAAAAAUCAUGUCUGGUGGAUUGGGAUUGGCUAGCCACUCUCAAUCCGCUAAAUAUAUUAUGUUUAAAUGAUUGAUCUGCUAGCGACUAGCUCAACUAAAUUACUCACUCAAUAGUCAUUAAUUAUAUGGUAUGUUUGAGCUAAUUAUUGGGUUUGGGUAUAUUUCGUCCUUCCUAAAUUUAGCCUAGCAAGAAAUUAAGACACAGUAAUUGCUCUUAUAGGGAUUUGUACCAAGGCGAGGAAAAUUAUAAUCAUUGUUGUAAACAUUGAUAUUUUUAAAGAGCGAGCAAGGCCUCAGCACUUUUAAGACAAAUAUGGCCCCAACACUUUUUAAGGACAAUAAGAUAUUAAUGAAAAGCUUUGGCUAGAAUGCAAUCAUAUGGUUGAUUACUAAUAAAGAUUGUAGAAAAUCAUAUCUCAUGUAUAGUGCUGGCAAAAUAUACCUAAAUUCAAUAACCGCCAUUUAAUAAUUUAUGUAUGAUUAUUGGGUGAGUAAUUUGGUUGAGUAAUUUAUUAAUGGGUCAAUUAUUAAAACAUAAUAUAUUUAGCAAGUCGUUAGUGAGACCCACUCCCAACUUGCCUACUCCCACUGAAAUACAACCCGCUUAAACCAGUCUAAUAAUUUAUACUUAAUGUGUGAAUAAUUUAGUUGAACAGGUUAUUAAUAGGUCAAUUAUUAAAACAUAAUAUAUUUAGCAAGUCGUUAGUGAGACCCACUCCCAACCUACCUACUACCACUGAAAUACUAUUUCACUCUCUCCUCUCCCGUUUCUUUCUUUUCUCUCUCUUCCCGUACUCUCUCUCUCUCUCUCUCCUCCCGUAUUCUCUCCUCUCUUUUUCUCUCUCCUCCCAUUUCUCUUCUUUUCCCGCUUCUCCCCUCCGUAUUCUCUGUCUUCUCUUGUUUUUCUUUCACCUCCAUUUUCUCUCUUGUUUCUCUUUACUCUCUGAUUUCCUCUCUUCUCUUUUUCACGACCAGAUUCGGCCCGUCGUCCUUCACUCUUGAUGAACCCUGCUUCUCUCUCUUCUCAUUCAGGAAAUAAAUAACCACCACCUAGACAAAACUCAUGCCACAAAUCAGUCAAUUUUUUUUUUUUUAGAAAUAUACAUAUUAAUGGCAGUGUAAGAAUUUUAACGAGCGACUUUUUGGAAUAUAUAUAUCAUGUAUUUUCAUUUAUAUGAACUGUUCUAAAAAGAACUUCUAUUUUUUUUUUUCUUGCCAAUUUAUGUCUAAAAAUAUUCGGGUCAUCGGGUUGGGUGUGGGUUGACUCGCCCAUUUAACACCCAACCUGUUUAUAAACGGCUAUAAAUAAGUUGAUAAUGGGUUAUUGAUCCAUUACCAACCUGCUCAUUCAUGACCCGCCCAAGUCCACCCAAUUACCACCCCUACUCAUGUAUCUUGUGACGGGCCCAGAAAAUUUUGUGAGGAGGGGUGGCCUUUUAAUUUGUGGGGACAAAUUUAUAUAGUGGGUUCAUUUUUGUAAUUUUAAUGGAGUUUUAUUUGUAAAUUUUUAAAAAUUUAAAAUAUAAAAUGCAAAAAAAUAAUAUUCAGUGGGUGAAUUGUAAUUUUAGUAGGGGAAUCUUCAUAAAUUCUUAAAAAUUUGAAGUAUAAAAUGCAAAAAAAAAAAAAUAAAAA
Molecule: messenger RNA, 6383 nt
Organism: Cornus florida
Lineage: Eukaryota; Viridiplantae; Streptophyta; Magnoliopsida; Cornales; Cornaceae
Product: DExH-box ATP-dependent RNA helicase DExH10
Exons: 17
Coding region: 146-3133 (995 amino acids)
Biological process (GO): RNA catabolic process; maturation of 5.8S rRNA
Cellular component (GO): nucleus
Molecular function (GO): RNA helicase activity; RNA binding; ATP binding
Source: RefSeq, a predicted model, not a curated record